AUGUCGAACAGCCGAGGAGACUGUCUGAACUACACCAUACAAACAUGGGUUAAGAGCAUGUCUUCCAUCAGUGCGUCCGAUUUUUACACAUCACCAAGCACGGCUAUAGCAGUGCAGGCAGCGUAUCAGGCGCCCUACACGCUGGUGUGGAAACGAUGUACACAAGGAACAUAUGGUCCCGACUGCGCGAAGUCCUGUGGAGCGUGUGCAGAUGGAAAGUACGCUUGUAACACUACAUCCGGGCACUGUUCAGGUCAACCCAGAUGCAAGGCGGGAUAUUCUGGUCUGAUGUGUGAAGAAGUUUGUGAUAACGGAACUUGGGGAGCAGACUGUCCUUAUCAGUGUGGCAGUUGUUUUAACGGUGCUGUUUGCGACUCGAGAAAUGGGUAUUGCCCUAUAUCCCGAGACCAUCCCCAGUGCUCGGCUGGAUUUAGUGGCCCCAGAUGCGUUACAACUUGUAGCAACGGUAAGUACGGACCGGACUGUUUGGAGGAUUGUGGAUCCUGUGCUGAAGGACAUGGCGUUUGUGACACCAUAUUUGGUCUCUGUCCGGACAGAUCAGACCAGCCAAGAUGCAUGCCGGGAUAUUUCCAAGAAAAAUGUGAUGCAGAAUGUCAAAAUGGUACCUACGGCGAGGACUGUCUAAAAUCGUGCGGUAACUGCUAUAACGGGACUAUGUGUAACAAGAGGUCAGGAGAAUGCCCCUUUGUUGGGGGGAAUCCCCGCUGCUCGGCUGGAUACUUAUACACAGACAUCACGUGCCAUACACCGUGCGAGACAGGAUUAUGGGGAGACAACUGCUCCCGGCAAUGUAGCACUGGUUGUGGAACUGAAGGAUGUGACAUUACUACUGGAAUGUGUCAGAAAGGAUGCCGCGACGGCUUUGUGGGCGAUGGCUGCGAAGAAGCUUCACAUCGGAAUAAAAUGACCGGUGGUAUAGCUGGUGGUAUUGUCGGUGUCCUCGUACUUUGUCUUGUUGUUGUAGCGAUCAUCCUUUUCAGGAGGCGUCGCCCAUCUUCAAAGGAUACCAAGCUCUGUGAAUCCCCAUCUGUGAGGAAAAAUGGACAAGACAUCCAGCUGGUAGUGGAGGAACAACAAAGCAAUACAGGGCAUGAAGCAGAAGAAAUGGUGGUUUAUGUAAAUCAAGGGCAGCCAGAGGCAACCUACGAGAAUCAAUUGUCCACGUCAGUUCCGGUAGAGGAAUUCUGGCAACAUGUCCAAAACAAAAUGGCAUCCGAUGGAUUCAAGACCGACUUUGCGAAAUUUCCCGUUGGACUCCAUGCCAAGCACGAAGUGGCGGACCUACCAUACAACAAGCUGAAAAGUCGCUACAAGGAUCUUGUCGCCUAUGACCACUCCCGUGUUGUUUUAGAACAUCGGGGGACCAGUGACAAAUCAGAUUACAUAAACGCCUCUUACAUCGACGGAUACAAGAAACCAAAGAAUACAUCGCCUCCCAAGGGCCUACUGAUCUCAUUAUAAGACUUCAUGCGCAUGAUCUGGGAGCAGGAUGUUGGGACAGUUGUCAUGGUGACUAAUUUGACCGAAGAAACAAAAAAAAAGUGUAACCAGUACUGGCCUAAUGAAGGUUCCGUACAAAUUGGUGUCAUUGAGGUGGCCAUCGUUGACAAGGAGGUUUAUGCGAACUACACAAUCAGAACACUGGUGCUGACUCACACUAAGAUGGAUAAUAAAACAAAGAUGCUUAAGCAGUUCCACUUCACGGCCUGGCCAGACCAUGGCGCUCCGUCCGACGCCACCGAGCUUCUAGACUUCCGGGACAAAGUUCUGGAGUACAGAUCAGCUUUACCUGGACCGAUUGUUGUCCAUUGCAGUGCUGGAAUCGGACGUACCGGGACGUUCAUAGCUCUGGACUACCUGAUCAACCAGGCUAAGGAGGAAGGCGUUGUCGAUGUGCUGUCCUGUGUGAUGGCUUUAAGACAACAGCGGGUCAACAUGGUGCAGACACAGGAACAGUACGAGUUUCUACACAAAGCUCUGGGGGAAGCCUUGAAACUGAGCGACAGUUCUAUUCCCGCCGUGAACUUUGCCACUGUGUACUCUGACCUUUGCACUGUCGACCCCAUAACUGGACAAUCCAAAAUGGCCGAACAGUUUGAGAUUCUCCAAGAACUUUCGCAGUCCGUAGACAAGAUAAAAGUGGAAGCAGCCAGACACCCGGACAACAUUAGUAAGAAUAGAUACUCCCAGUUUUUAGCAGUGGAUAGCUGCAGACCGUAUUUGUCAACGCCCGUGUCCGGAUGUAAUGACUAUAUCAACGCCGUAUUUCUUCCGGGAUAUAAAAGAAAGAGGGGUUUUAUUCUAACCCAGACGCCUCUACCGAACACGGUCGUCGACUUUUGGCGCCUGGUUCAGGAUCACGACGUCAGAACCAUCAUCAUGUUAGACCACGAGAGUACAGGGGAUAAGAAUGUAGGAGUAUAUUGGACUGACACAGUUGACACAUUUGGCCCGUUUGAGGUGGAAGUGACAGAUGUGGAGCAAACAGAGGAAUUUUCCACCUGGACCUAUGAGCUCAAGUACAAAAACAAGAAAGCUUCUCAGCUCAUCAAGCAUUUUCGCUGCCCAUUUUGGCCGAAUAAACCAACACCGAAGACUGUUCCAGCGCUGCUGACUGUCCUUGAGAACGCUGGCAUCUGGCAAGGUCAAACUGGUGGAGGGCCUGUACUAGCUCAUUGCAGGGAUGGCGUGACAAAAAGUGGGUUAUUCUGCGUGACUUGGUCUGUGCUAGAGAGACUGAAGGUUGACCAGAACGUCAAUAUCUUGCAGACUGUCAAACAGAUGAGGAACAACAGACCGGAGAUUAUUACAGAUCUGGACCAGCUUAACUUCAUCCACCAAGUCGUCAUGGGUCAUCUCGAAAUGUUCCAAACUUACGCCAACUUCAGCUAA
Molecule: messenger RNA, 2913 nt
Organism: Liolophura sinensis
Lineage: Eukaryota; Metazoa; Mollusca; Polyplacophora; Chitonida; Chitonidae
Product: receptor-type tyrosine-protein phosphatase T-like
Biological process (GO): protein dephosphorylation
Molecular function (GO): protein tyrosine phosphatase activity
Source: RefSeq, a predicted model, not a curated record